Anopheles moucheti is the source of this 918-nucleotide messenger RNA. Its product is annotated as fibronectin-binding protein A-like. Lineage: Eukaryota; Metazoa; Arthropoda; Insecta; Diptera; Culicidae. Bases 1 to 918 code for a protein of 305 amino acids. The record is from RefSeq and is a predicted model, not a curated record. The transcript is spliced from 4 exons.
AUGGUGAAAUAUUUUGUGAUGUUGGCAACGAUUGUUGCAUUCGCGCAAGCUCUCGACUCCAGUGAAACGGGCAUCGAUGUGAAGAUCAACGUGGAGAAGAAUUCCAACUCGUACUUAAGCGGACGGCUAUCACAAGGAUCGUUCGAGUAUGGACUGAACGUGGACAAGAAGAAGGACAACCAUUUCCAGCACAAAGUCAAGGGUCCGGAUGAUGUUACGUACGGUUGCUAUGGGUUCGUCGAUCCGGACGGUAAGCCGCAUCUCGUGCACUACGUAUCGGAUCUCAAAGGAUACCGCGUCAUACCUCCGGAUUCCGCCACCAAGAUCUACGUCGCACGGCUCGAGGGCAGCAUAAACAACGUGUAUCAGGCAUCGCAGGAGAAGAACGUCCAGUGGAAGGAUCUGUUCUUCCCGCCGGCCUGUAAGCAAGCGUUGCACGAAACGGAGCUAGACAUCACACCGGCACCCAUUACCACACCUCGUCCAUCUGUCCCAAAACAGCGCGUGACACCGCCCCCCUCGCCCCCAACACCGUCAUCCACAACACCUGAACCUGAAGAGGAAACUCCAUCCACCACCCCACGUCGUCCAUCUCCGCUGCCUCCACCAAACGUGAUACCAACCGAUCCAGAGCCCAAGCCCAGCGAUAUGUGUCCGUCGGUUGUGCAGCCCCCACCUGCCCAGCCCGCCUGCUCGGAGGUAUGCGACGAGCUGAAGAAAGAAAUGGAAGAAAUUAAGGCGAAGCUCAAUGAGCUGCUCGAUACGCUGGCGGAAAAGCCGAAGAGUGGAGCAGAUGGUAACGGAACCAAGUUUGCCUAUUUCCCGGUCAUGCUGAGCGAUGGGCUGCCGGACGGAGUUGAUGCAAGUUCUUCCAAGUUUGCCUUCCCAGCAAUUCCGCAACAGUGCGGUAAUCAGUAA